Molecule: messenger RNA, 1149 nt
Organism: Rhopalosiphum maidis (corn leaf aphid)
Lineage: Eukaryota; Metazoa; Arthropoda; Insecta; Hemiptera; Aphididae
Exons: 8
Coding region: 1-1149 (382 amino acids)
Source: RefSeq, a predicted model, not a curated record
AUGAAUCACAGUUUGUCAAACAACGAAGAUUUACAUGAAGAAUUUAAAACUCUCUUAAUUAAAAUUGAACCAUACUUUGUUGCAUUAAAAUCAGAUCUCGAAAAAUUAUUAUGUCGAGAAUGGUUACACAAGUUAUUUAAAGCUGCAACUCAAGAAGAAUCACUUAGAAAUGCUUACCUAAUCAAAUUACUUGAUCAACUAGAAAAAGGAGGGAAAUUAAGCGAACCAUUUAACAAUCUUCCUAAACAUAAUUCACCUUUGUUACCUUUAACCACACAUAAUAUACCGAAGCAGUGUGAUAAAAAAAAGAUAAAAACAAAAGAGGAAACUUUGAUUGUGGAUGUGGUAAAUGUUCACAAUACUGUUGAUAAUCUUAAAUCCACAGAAAAUCAUGAAUAUACUAAUAAAAUCAAAGAACAUACAAAUUCCAACCAAGAAAAACAAUUGGAUAUAAAUGAAAUUUCAGUUGAUUCAGAAGGAGUACAUUUGCUUGUGAAUGAGAGUUCCAACCAAGAAAAACGAUUGGAUGUCAAUAAAAUUCCAGAUGAUUCAAAAGAAGUGCAGCAGCAAAAACUAAUGGUAGAUAAAAGUGAAGGCGGCGAUGGACUGACAUUAAACGAAGAGACUAAAUUAAAAUUAGAAUCUGUUGAAAAAGUGUCUAAUGAAUUAAAGAAAAAAAGUCAACUUCUAGCGGAACAACUUCAGGAAAUUGAGCUGUACGCCGAUAAAAAUCUAAUAAAUAACGACCAAUUAACUGUACUUAAUACCGAGUUGAACAAAUGUAAAAACGAUAUGGAAAGAAUGUGCAAUGCUGAAGCGUCUGGCGAAUUGUGUGUAUCAAACUUACUUAAAAUUAUUUUGGACAAAACUACUGUGCUUGACGACACCAUUGUAUCAGAAAUGCAUCGUUUAAAAACUAUGGUCGAGGACGCGUGUGCGAGUAAAAAAUGGAUGAAUUUUGCUAUGGAGCAAUUGAAAGAAGAACACCGCUUGAAAAUGGACGAAAAAGAUAAAUUCCAUGACGAGCUGAAUAAGAAAUUAUUGGUCGAAAUUUCCCAAUUAAAAGAGUACGUAAGUAAAGUUGAAGAGGAUGCCAUGUGUAAACAGUUUAGUAACGAACGUUACGAAGACGAAUAUAGCAGUACUUGA